AUCGGGGUUAUCAUCCUCUGGCACAGGGGUGUAUUCACUGCCUUCGUCUAUUGGGUAAUAAUAGCUCGGUUUUGGUAGUCUACUCGUCGACGCCAUCGCUGGCUCAGUAACGUUUCCUUUCAAAGACGCUCAAAGAUGCUCACAGGAUUUAAGAACCGACUGAGAUAAAUUUAAAAUAAAAUAUUAUGAAUUAUCCUUUAGUUAUCAUUAUCGGUAUUAUGUCUAUCAAUUCGCCGUCAUAGUAGACACUCGGUCAAAUAGUGUGUCACCGCACCGGAUCAUAUGGAAUGAUAUUUAAGCCAGUGAUAGUGUCCGUUUAACAGUACCAUCAUCAUGUCUACACAAGGUUACUCAUUUGCGAAACUAUCCAUCAAAUCAGAUUUCAAUGACGAGCUGAAACAUACAGCACACGCUUUAGUUCAGCAAGGUAAAGGUAUCUAUGCAACCGACGAAACUACAGAGGCAAUAUCAGCCAGACUAGCUGCAGCUGAGGGCGUAGAGAAGAACUACAGUGACGACGAACAGAAGCAGAGACGCUAUGAAUGGCGUAAAUGCUUAUAUGAGACUCUACCAACAGACUACAUUUCAGGAUGCAUCCUAUACCAGGAAACCUUGGUAGAUUUCAACCUAGCUGGCGUUUUGGCUGACAGAGGUAUCAUUCCUGGCGUGAGAAUCGAUACCGACGGACAACCACUUCCAGGCGCAGGCGAUGGUGAAGUAUUCACUCAGGGUUUGGAUGACCUAACUAGCCGUUGUCGACUAUUCAAAGAAAAAGGAGCGAGAUUCACUAAAUGGAGAGCACCAAUACUAGUCAACUCAUCUACUCUCCCUACUGAGCUUGCUAUCGAUGCUCAAGCUACUUCACUCGCCAGAAUGGCUGCUGUCAGUCAAUCUACUGGUUUAGUCCCUAUCGUUGAGCCAGAUCUUGAUUUCUCAGGGGACGCGUCCCUCGAACGCUCACUAGAGGUUCAUACAAAGGUCAUAGCUAAGAUAUAUGAAAAGCUUGCAGCCCAUGGUGUUUAUUUGGAAGGCACGCUUCUCAAGCCUUCAUUUGUGCAACCAGGCGCAAGUACCAACGAGCGCAAGAACCUUACAGCUGAUGCUGUUGGCGAGGCAACCGCUCUAGCAUUAUCGAGAGCAGUUCCCUCCGCAAUGCCAGGUGUUGUCUUCCUUUCUGGUGGACUCUCUGAUACGGAUAGCAUAGCCUUCCUCAGCGCUGCCAACAAAUAUGCCAAGAAGGAGGGUAUCAGACUCCCACCGCUCACAUUUAGUUUCGGUAGAGGUUUGCAAGGUGACGCUAUGGAGAAAUGGACCAAAAAGGACUUUAAAGGUGCUCGUCAAGCUUUCGAAAAGCGUGCCCAGGAAUGCUCAAAGGCCUCUCUUGGUCAGAUUUAACAAUUUUGAAAGCUUUAAAUGCAUAAUAUUU
Molecule: messenger RNA, 1426 nt
Organism: Wallemia mellicola CBS 633.66
Lineage: Eukaryota; Fungi; Basidiomycota; Wallemiomycetes; Wallemiales; Wallemiaceae
Product: fructose bisphosphate aldolase
Exons: 2
Coding region: 334-1395 (353 amino acids)
Biological process (GO): glycolytic process
Molecular function (GO): fructose-bisphosphate aldolase activity
Source: RefSeq, a predicted model, not a curated record